Gossypium arboreum is the source of this 2016-nucleotide messenger RNA. RefSeq lists its product as uncharacterized. The coding region runs from base 422 to 1579 and encodes 385 amino acids. The transcript has 11 exons. The record is from RefSeq and is a predicted model, not a curated record. Gene Ontology annotation, molecular function: RNA-DNA hybrid ribonuclease activity; nucleic acid binding. NCBI's taxonomy places the organism in Eukaryota, Viridiplantae, Streptophyta, Magnoliopsida, Malvales, Malvaceae.
UUUUAAAGCAGUUAUGUAUAAUAGAAUUAUGAUACUGCAUAAACUGAUACCUGCUGUAAUCUCUAUUCAUAUAAAGAUGAUUAAAUUCUUGGAAAAACGGAUUUGGAGAUUGAAAUUUAAGAAAUUUCUCAGAAUAAAAUAGCAAGUUAAGGAUUCAUUCAUCAAAACCCAUUGUAUACCCACCAGCCUCCCAUCGAGUCACCUCCCCUCCCUUCCCCUCCCCCUUAAUCCCAAAUUAGUUCCGUCGACAGCCGUCUCCACUCCGGCUGCCACUUCGUCUCCCACUUCCUUUAUCGCCAGCGCCCACCUGAUUUCAGCCCCAAUCCCUGUCUUCUGCUUCCUCUGUUGCUUGCUUCCACUGUUGUGGCAGGACUGAGAACUUGAACCCAACUCAGGAACUGUGGAGCAAUUUUACUUUCUGAUGAACUGCCCGCCACACGUGCAGACUUAUGGUUCAGCUUUAUUUAGAAAGGCUGGUAAUUUCAUUUCAACUUCUUUGAACCAAUGCCAUGUUCCCUUAUGGAAAAGAAAUUUUGAGCACGCGAGUGUUAAGAUUGUGGAUUUAGAGUUCUUGUUGACAAGAUUUCGCACUCAGUGUUACUCUUCCCGGAAAAGUAGUAGUAGUACAAAAAAAACAUCCAGGACUAAAAAAGUUGAUCCAGAACAACCAAAGGUGAUGGAAAACGAGAAAGAUGCAUUCUUUGUAGUGAGAAAGGGAGAUGUUGUUGGUGUUUUCAAGAGCUUUGCUGAUUGUCAGACCCAAGUUGGAUCCUCAAUAUGUGAUCCUCCGGUCAGUGUUUACAAAGGCUACUCUUUAACAAAGGAAACUGAAAUAUAUCUUUCUUCCUAUGGGCUUAAGAAUGCUCGCUACACUAUUAGAGCUGCAGAUGUGAAAGAGGAUAUUUUUGGAGCGCUCAUGCCCUGCCCUUUUCAGGAGCCAGCUUCUUCUAAAGGUGAAACAUCUCAUAAUGAUGCAACCAAAAAGAGACCACAGGAUAUGCUUCAGUUAGAGUAUGGGGUAGGACUGGGAUCACUUGGUUCAAUAGCCGUAGCUGAUCUUGCGAGAAAGCAUGUCAAGUUGGAUCCGCAUGCUGGGGCUCAAAUAACAUCCUCUGGUCAUGCUUUUGUGCCCGUACUUGUGUCUUUAUGGCAGCAAUCUUGUACUCUUGAGUUUGAUGGUGCAUCAAAAGGAAAUCCUGGACCUGCUGGUGCAGCAGCUGUAUUGAAAACUAAUGCUGGAAACGUGAUCUGCAAAUUGCGCGAGGGUUUGGGCAUAGCAACCAAUAAUGCUGCUGAAUAUCGCGCCCUAAUUUUAGGGUUGAAACAUGCUCUUAGAAAAGGUUAUACAAACAUUCAUGUCCGAGGUGACUCGAAACUCGUUUGUAUGCAGCUGCAGGGUUUAUGGAAAGUCAAACAUGAGCACAUGUCUGAGUUGUGUGAGCAAGCAAUGAAACUGAAGGAUAAGUUUCUUUCAUUUCAGAUCAAUCACGUUUUAAGGGAAUUGAAUGGCGAGGCUGAUGCUGAGGCCAAUUUGGCUGUCAAACUUGCUGAAGGUCAAAUCCAGGAGGAGUUGGCCUAACUCAUUGAUUGUGCUGGCAGAAGUUUUUUUGGUUUGUUAUGGAAUAUAUUUAUAAAACACGAAUGAGGUCUAGGAUUUUGUCACUCUUUGGCUAAAAUUUUGAUCUUGUGUAGGUGCAAAAUUUUGCAUUUAAACCCCAGAAGAUCAUGUUGUUGUUGGCCUUCAAGCUCAGCUCUUCAAUGGAGCAAUGCAAAUAUCAGAGGCAUGUUAAUGGGGAUAUCAAAUUCAAAUGGCAUACAUUUUGGUUUUAUUUUAAACCCUUAUUCUACAGAUUGUUGUGGGAACCUAAGAUCAAAUUGUUUUAGUAAAGAUGGACAAAGUGUAAAAUCAAAUAAUUACAAGGGAAGAAUUCAAGUUAAAAUUAACUAAGUAAACUAAAAUCCGUAUAUAACAAUAAUAGAAAAUUCUUAUUUCAAUAUAUAUAUUUAAGAUGCAAA